Molecule: messenger RNA, 2554 nt
Organism: Ananas comosus (pineapple)
Lineage: Eukaryota; Viridiplantae; Streptophyta; Magnoliopsida; Poales; Bromeliaceae
Product: sulfate transporter 4.1, chloroplastic-like
Exons: 17
Coding region: 298-2355 (685 amino acids)
Biological process (GO): transmembrane transport
Cellular component (GO): membrane
Molecular function (GO): secondary active sulfate transmembrane transporter activity
Source: RefSeq, a predicted model, not a curated record
AAGUUUGAACUGGGUACAUAUUUGGGUACGUCAAGCAACUUCCCCGGAUAUAUAAUAAACGUGGUCGUAGGAAGCAGCACACGGCUACGGGUCACACAAACGAAGGAACGAUAGAGGCACACGAUAUGACCCUGUGCGCGGGUUAGUUAUUAAUCGCUGAGUUUUGUUGUCACAUGCAACACCUCUCUCCGUCUCGUGAUUGGUGAGGAAGGAGAAAAGAGGCGAUUCGGAGUAUUGGGAGAUCGGGGGGUGGGUCGUGGUGGGGGAGAGAUUUAUUUGAUUCUCCCGCUUCACAAAAUGCAGCGAUCGUCGUACGCCUCCUCCAGCGUCGGCGACAUCGUCGCCGCCGCGGGCUCCGUCUCUGGCGGCGGAGGAGGAGGGGCGAGGACGGUGCGGGUGAUACCGCUCCAGCACCCGUCGUCCUCGGCGCCGGCGACGCCGUCGCCGCCGCUACACGCCCGGUGGGCGGCGAAGCUCCGCCGCAUGGGCGCCGGCGAGUGGCUCGAGCUCCUCCUCCCCUGCUCCCGGUGGCUCCGCACCUACCGGUGGCGCGAGUGGCUCCAGGCCGACGUCAUGGCCGGCGUCACCGUCGGCGUCAUGCUCGUCCCCCAGGCUAUGUCCUACGCGAAGUUAGCUGGGCUUCAUCCUAUAUAUGGGCUUUAUUCAGGAUUUGUACCAGUAUUUGUUUAUGCGAUUUUUGGAUCCUCGCGUCAGCUAGCGAUCGGUCCUGUUGCUUUAGUGUCUCUUUUGGUGUCGAAUGUCCUUGGUAGCAUUGUUGAUUCCUCUAAUGAGCUUUACACGGAACUCGCAAUACUGUUGGCUCUCAUGGUUGGGGUAUUGGAAUGUCUCAUGGGUUUGUUAAGGCUUGGGUGGCUUAUCCGUUUCGUAAGCCAUUCUGUAAUAUCCGGCUUCACGACUGCAUCAGCCAUCGUCAUUGCCUUGUCUCAAGUGAAAUACUUCCUGGGAUAUGAUGUAGUAAGAAGCAGCAAAAUUAUCCCACUAGUCAGGAGUAUCAUUGCUGGAAUUGGUGAUUUUUCCUGGCCCCCGUUUGUACUGGGAUGUUCUUUUCUUGCAAUUCUUCUUCUCAUGAAGCACAUGGGGAAAUCAAGUAAAAGAUUGCGGUACUUCAGAGCUGCUGGACCCCUUACAGCAGUUGUACUGGGAACACUCAUUGUCAAGAUAUUUCAUCCGUCUUCAAUCUCAGUAGUAGGUGAAAUUCCCCAAGGCCUUCCAAAGUUUUCUAUUCCUAAAGGAUUUCAACAUGCGAAGUCUCUCAUUUCAACAGCACUUCUUAUUACUGGUGUUGCUAUAUUGGAGUCUGUGGGGAUAGCUAAAGCCUUAGCUGCUAAGAAUGGAUAUGAAUUGGACUCGAACCAAGAGUUAUUUGGUCUCGGUGUUGCAAACAUAUGUGGCUCAUUCUUUGGUUCGUACCCUGCCACUGGUUCAUUUUCCAGGUCAGCUGUAAAUCAUGAGAGUGGCGCACAGACUGGAUUAUCUGGAAUUACUAUGGGCAUUAUAAUGGGUUGUGCCCUUAUGUUUAUGACACCAUUAUUCAGUGACAUACCUCAGUGUGCCUUGGCUGCGAUUGUGGUUUCUGCUGUCAUGGGCCUUGUUGAUUACGAGGAAGCCAUGUUUCUGUGGGGUAUAGAUAAGAAAGAUUUUCUCCUCUGGACAAUCACUUGCGUCACAACUUUAAUAUUUGGUAUUGAGAUAGGCGUUCUUGUGGGGGUUGGGUUCUCACUAGCAUUCGUCAUACAUGAAUCAGCAAAUCCCCAUAUAGCUGUUUUGGGGCGUCUUCCUGGGACUACCAUCUAUAGAAACACUCUGCAGUAUCCUGAAGCAUAUACGUAUGGCGGGAUAGUUGUGGUUCGAGUUGAUGCACCAAUUUACUUUGCAAACAUAAGUUAUAUAAAGGACAGGCUACGUGAAUAUGAACUCAACAUUUCAACCACAAGUCGAGGACCAAAUGUUGGAAGGAUUUACUUUGUUGUCCUUGAAAUGUCACCUGUUACAUACAUAGACUCUAGUGCCGUUCAAGCUCUGAAGGACUUGCAUCAGGAAUACAAAGCACGCGACAUCCAGAUUGCAAUAGCUAACCCGAAUCGGCAAGUUCAUUUCUUACUAUCAAGAUCAGGCCUGAUAGACCUGAUUGGUAAGGAGUGGUGCUUCGUGAGGGUGCACGAUGCCGUGCAAGUUUGCCUUCAACAUGUCGAGAACUUGAGAGGUAAAGCGCCAAGUGCAGGAGAUCAAACCCCGAGGCGGCAGCUGAGCCUUUUCCAAACUAUGUGGAAGCAAGAUGGGAAAGAUGCUUUGGUUCCCGAAGCUGAGCCCCUCUUGCGCGCAAAUGUCGUAUAAGUGCUUGCAGCGUGCAUGUAUAUUGUUUAAAGAUGCGAAUGUUUUGUUUAUGGGCUUCUUAUAGACAUUGCUAAGCGUUGAUCAUGAUUCUUUUCCAUCCGUACGUACCAUGUCAUCUUACACGUGAUUGUAACAUAUCAUGAUUGUAUUGAACAAUAAUAUGUAAAUAUGAUUUGACUUGAUUCGGGAUUGUACGAUU